This is a messenger RNA of Paramuricea clavata, 1098 nucleotides long. The record is from the annotation of a GenBank genome assembly. Lineage: Eukaryota; Metazoa; Cnidaria; Anthozoa; Malacalcyonacea; Plexauridae.
AUGACACAUGCCCACAAAGGUCAUCAGGGCAUUGUCAAAACAAAACAAGCCCUGAGGACAAAAGUGUGGUGGCCGCGAAUUGACAAAGAUGCGGAAGAAUUUAUUAAGCAUUGUCACGCAUGCCAGUCUCUCGGGCAUGGUGAUCCGCCACCGCCUCUUCAACAACACAAAUUGCCCUCCAAACCAUGGGAUAGACUUCACAUGGAUUUUAGCGGUCCAUUUCCCACGGGGGAAACACUUUUUGUUGUCAUUGAUUCAUAUUCAAAGUUCCCAGAAGUGGAAAUAAUGAAAUCCACUACUGCCAGCGCCGUCACGAAUCGCCUGGACAGAAUUUUCGCAGUUCAUGGCAUUCCCACUGAAAUCUACUCGGACAAUGGUCCACCGUUUGCUAGUGAUGCAGUGAAGAAAUUCAUGCGAAAUCGCGGAAUAAAUCACCGGCUUGUAACACCUUAUUGGCCACAGGCCAACGGGGAAGCCGAGUCGUUCAUGAAGCCCCUCGGUAAGGCUGUAAAAGCAGCGAAAAUGGAAGGAAAGGAUUGGAAAGAAGAGCUACAUGGUUUUCUGUUAGCUUACAGAACUACACCACACUGUACCACCGGGGUAGCACCAAGUCAACUGUUGUUCAAUCGCGAAGUUCGUACGAACAUGCCAACUUUUGUAAAAGAGGGGGAUAUUGAUUACAAGAUUUUACACGAACAGGCUAAGAUAAGUACGUCAGAGAAGCAGUCGAAAGCGCAGCAGUAUACAGAUAAAAGACGACGAGCUCGGAAAGCAAACAUCGAAGUAGGAAUGAAAGUUUUGGUGAAACAAGAACGAAAAAACAAAUUUAGUACUGUUUUUGAUCCAACACCUUUGACUGUAACGAAAGUUAAUGGCACAAAGAUAACCGCAGCGAGACACAAUCUCACUACCACCAGAAACGUAUCGCAUUUCAAAAGAUUUUACUCGAAAGACGAAAGUGCUGAUGAACAGGAAUGCGACGACAGCGCUAGCGAUGUAACGGACGAUGAAGAUAAUAACGAACAGCCACAAGAUAUUCCACGAAGGUAUCCGGCAAGAGUACGAAGAAGACCUCGGUUCUUGCGCGAAGAAACUUAA